Trypanosoma theileri is the source of this 1077-nucleotide messenger RNA. RefSeq lists its product as uncharacterized. NCBI's taxonomy places the organism in Eukaryota, Euglenozoa, Kinetoplastea, Trypanosomatida, Trypanosomatidae. The transcript has a single exon. The record is from RefSeq and is a predicted model, not a curated record. The coding region runs from base 1 to 1077 and encodes 358 amino acids.
AUGACUCACGACGAGAUGUUCGAAAUGCCGCCGGCUGUACUUGACCGCUGCCCGCCGUCACUCGCGUUGCCAACGGCAGACCCACACGCUUUAGCAGUAGAGGCAAUGUUGCGUUUUGUCGGUGCACACUUUGUGAAGCACGACGCACCACUCCCCGUUGCAUGUGAAAUACGCACAGCCGUCAAUAACAAGAAUACAUCAUGGCGUAGUAAAGGCCAGAAGGAGAGACAUGAAGGUUGCAUGGCGUGCCUUAAUUUCAUUGAAAAUAACACACAUCUUGACGCAGAGAUGGUGCCGAGUGAUCAGCAGCCACUGUUGCUUUGUGUAAAGGUACUAGCACUAAAGUCACUCUUUCCGGCAUUUGUAUACAUCACACACAUGGAUGAUGGACUCUACAAGAGUGUCAUUCAAAAAGCGAUUGUACCUAAAGUAGCCACCACCUGGCAGCGAUUGCGUGGGACGUACCGCAACGACGUACUGGAGCACAACCCAAGCUGUGGACACUACAGUAGUGUAGAGGAAGCUGUAAAGGAAAUAGAAAGUGGUCUUCGGGCGUUGGAAACAUUACACGUUGCACAUGCAAACUCCGCUGGAACUUUUCUUUUGGGAACAGAGCGGCCCUGCAGUGCAGAUGCGAUGGCGUACGCGGCGGCCUCAUCCUUUCUGCAUGCGGACUUUGCCGGUCAUCAGGCGUCCACAGUUAUUUUGGAGGCCCAACAGAGAUUGCGGGAGGAGUGCCCGGUGUUGCUGAAGUAUGUGGAGAAACUGCGGAUGUUGUACUUUGAGGAGUACAGUGCCUUUUACAAUCUCCGCCCAACGGAGUCAUGCAAUCAGGGAAUGAAGAAUGGAAUGGAAUCAUCACAGGAUGACAUGUAUCGUCGAGGUCGAUGGACGACGAUCACGUGCACAGUUGGCUUUACGUUGAUGUACUUUGUUCUCACGAAUGCCAAACUUAUCUUGCUUUUACUAGAGGAGUUGUCUGAAGAAGAAGAAGAAGAGGAGGAUAUGGAGGAGAAUGAAAGGGGUGAACAUGGGGAAAAUGAAGGACGGAUUAAAUCAAAGGAAGAGUCCAAAUAG